Scylla paramamosain (green mud crab) is the source of this 4989-nucleotide messenger RNA. RefSeq lists its product as uncharacterized. The coding region runs from base 2796 to 3932 and encodes 378 amino acids. The record is from RefSeq and is a predicted model, not a curated record. Lineage: Eukaryota; Metazoa; Arthropoda; Malacostraca; Decapoda; Portunidae. The transcript is spliced from 5 exons.
GCUUGUUUUUCCCCACACUACGGGUCUUAUUGCUCACACGUCCUCCCUUUAAGAGACAGCAGGUAUUACUUGUGCCCAAGUAUUGUGGGAGGUAUGACAUGGGCGUGUGUGUGUGUGGCCAGGUAAUGUAUAGAGAAAGAAGGAAGGGCACAGGAGAGCAAGAGGAUGGCACCGUUUUCCCCUGCCUCCAAAAGUAACGGUACAGCCCGGAUGAAAAUGAUGGUUGCUGCUCCUGCUCUUUCCAACAGUCAAGGGUGGGUGAACGUUCCCAGCGACUGCACCACGUAUAAACUUUUCUGAAUGCAUAGUACAAUUUCUGCGUCUCAUCAGUUUCACGUUAGAGUCGACUCCGUGAGUGUGUGUGGGCGAUAUUUUUUUAAUGAAGGCUUUCCACGGUUGCCUGUUCUCGUGUAUGUGUGUGCGAUCAAUUCGUACGUUUGAUCAGUUAGUUUAUUAUUUAAAGUCUCAGUCGUUGGCUUCUGGGAGCUCCUUGCACUUUUAUCAACGCAAAUCCCAGUGCCUAGUCAUCCCAACUCCCCUCGCUCGCUCGCUCACACACGUAUAAAUCUGUCUCCUCCCGUCCCUGUGUCACUCCCUAGCGCUCUGUUUCAAUACAUUUCCACCCGAGCCAGACGAGACAAAAAAGAAAGAGAAAGAAAAAGCGAAACUGUGAGCAGUGGACGCACGAAAUACUGUUAGUCUUCCACCUGUUGUGUGAGGGGCUAGGCGGACGGCGGUGGGCGCGAGGAGGGCGAGAUAGAAGGCCGAUCAGGGCACUUCCUUGCAUCAGCUGCCCUUACAAGUAGUUCAAGACCGUGCCAAGUGGCUGGUGGUGCGGGACAGUGGUGGAGAAAGAGGGAGAGAGAAGAGGAGAAGGGCGAGGGCACCAGAUAACAUAUGUGGGGAUGCCCGACCCAUUCAUUCACUAACCCAUCCAUCUUCCCUCAUCACACUCCCUACAGCCUCCGCCCACCCUGCAGAACACUUGUUGCACGCCACAUGUGUACGUGUAUUUGUGUGCGUGUGUGUGCGUGUGCGUCUGUGUACUUUUUUUUUUCAACAAGAGUUCGACCACGAUGAACGCCUUCCUGAAAGCACCGUUCAGGGGAGAGGGGAGCUGUGCCUGUCUGGUGCCUGGCUGGGGGUCCUGCCUGCGACCGAGAGGGAAAAGCACCAGACGAAAACGAAUGAUAAUUUUGCUGCGUGGAGUGAAAGCAGCCAGUUGCACCUGUCUCGCCCACACACGCCACCCUUCCCCAGUCGUACCUGAGCUGAGCAGGUGUACAAGCGUGUCUCCCCCUCUCUGCUCCUGCUCAUGUCCUCUCCUCCAUCCACCGCUACCGCUGCUCGCGUCAUGGCCAGUGAACAAGACAACCGAACAUACGUGUUUACAUCCAGAAAAAGAGAAAGAAAAAGGAGGAUGAACGAAAAAGAAGGGGAAAAUUAUGGUGGUGUAUUUACAGUGCAAUUUAGAUUGAUUGGAUAGUGCAGGGAGAGAAAAAAAAAGUAUUGAGACAAGGAUUAUUUCUGUUUUUACGUGAUUGCUGGAAAAGGCUGCAGCCAACUGUGCAGAAAAUAAAUCUCGCGAAGAUGUAAAAAGAAAAAAAAUACAAAAGGAAUAUACUCUCAUCAGAUAAAAGAUAAACUGACCGGCCACGAAAGAUAGCGGACGAUGGAGAAGAUUGGAAGAUGGGCGAGGAGAAUCUGCGGGAGAAAGUGGAGGUCAUGAUUACGAGACGCGGAGAGAGAGAGAGAGAGAGAGAGAGAGAGAGAGAGAGAGAGAGAGAGAGAGAGAGAGAGAGAGAGAGAGAGAGAGAGAGAGGAAUGAAGAAAAACGCAAUCUUGGCACGGAGAGAUUAAAAAAAAAAAACGUCAUGCAAUAAACCUAAUUAAAGGAAUAUACAAAGAUUAAAUAUGUUAAGUCACAAAUGUGUGAACAGAGUACCGACAAAAGGAGAAGGGGAAAAGUAAUGAAAAACUCGCAAUAAUAACGAAGAAUAGCAUAAAGGGAAAGAAAAUUAUACUUCAUUCUCCAUCCCCACUGCCCCCAGCAUCCGUGACGAGACUGCAGAUUAAAGAUAAAGAUAGACACAAAGAAAAGAAUGAGGAGGAGGAAGAGAAGAAAAGAGGAAUGUACUCGCGCCUUCCCCUCUCAUGUGCCCACUCAAACAUGAAAAACAGGCAUGAAAAAACAGGCAUUAGAAUACGGCUAGAAAGUGAAAGAUAAGAAAAGAACGGAAAAAGAAAGAGAGAAAAAAAAAAAAACGCUCGCAUGUCGCCAUAGGACCCCACUGUCAUCUGCUUAUAUUCCUUCAAACUUCCCAAGAUAAAGAAAAGGAAUAAGACUACAACUGAAAAGAAUGAAAAGAAUAAAAAGAGGAAGGAAAAGCACUACUUAUGUAACCCUCCUGCCCAACCUCACCAAGACCCACUCAGAUUUACCAAAAUGAAGAAAUAAAAAAAAAAAAAAAAGAGAGAGACAGGAGCCGAAAGGAAGUAUAGGGAGGAGGAAGAGAGGACCGAGAAACACAAUGUUGCCCUUCCUCCCGCCCACCCCCAUCUCCAGCUAUUCAAAGUUGGCGGGUGUUCCCAUACGAGGCUGAGGCCGUGACGUCAGGCCGCAGUCAAAACAUUAAAGAUGGCGAACCUGGCGAGUGGUGGAGUGUACCAGCAAAUGGUGGUGCCCGCGCCCUACCACUUCCACCAGCCACAGCCACAGCCCAUGCCCACCGUGACGCAGGAACCUGAGCCCAAGAAGGAACCCAAGAAGCGUAAAAAACCAGCAGAGAAGGCAAAUGGCGAGAAGAAGAAGCCGCGUAUCAUUGGGCAGACCGCUUAUAUGGCUGGGCUCAGACUGGAGCUGGGAUCAGGAGACGGCGGGGAAUGCUCCAGGUGUAACAAGAAAAAGUGUUUCAAGCAUGCAGACGGCAAAAACAAAAACCAACUCUCCCAAAAAGACUCCAGAGGACACAGUGCUACAGAUGAAGAAGCACAUGCUCAAGCUGCUGUCCAUGCAUGACUACACAGUGUUCUGCAAGACUGACCAGAAAAACGGACAGGUGGAUGUUGAUAUUUCCAAGAUGCACCGUUCCUACCUGGAAGAACACGAACCUCAGGCCUUUGAGCCACCCCCUUCCAAUGAUCCAAAUAGAGAAUACAAACCUAAAGUCAAGCAGUGGCUGUACAGAAAAAUAUACUUAGAUGAGUUCAAGAGCUUUGAGUAUGCAGAAUGUAAGCGUAAGAUUGGUGACCUUAGACGAAGCAUAGACAGUGUGAUGAUGCAAAAGAAAAAGAAAGCACCCAAGCCCAAGCCUCCUGCCCCUUCUCCACAGCACCAGGUGAUGCCGCAGGACUACAGCAUGAAUAGCCAUAGCCCCAACACUCCCGGACCCACUGACAUGAGCAGAACAGCCAUGCCAGUUCCUCCAGGUACCAUCAUUGCCACCACCCCUCACACCCCAGCUAGCAGCACAGCCACAGGAGGCUAUCAGCCUAACUUAAUGAACCUUGGUGUGGAGACUACCACCACUCCUGUGUCCUCCAUGGCUGCUAUGGGAGCCACCUCCACAUUGCACAACUCCCUUGCCACCUAUAUGACUCAGCAGGUGCAGCCCAACUUGCUAUUUGGUCUGGGGCAGCAGCAGCAGCCACCCCCUGCACAGCAGCAGCCUCUUAACCUUCAGACCUCCCAUCAAGGUCAGCCCACCAUGCAAGCUCCCCCCCACCAGGCCCCAGGUAGUGCAGCACCCCCAACAGCAGCACCUCCUUUACCCCUCAACCUUCACAAUCCAUACUAUGUGUCACUUGGACCCAUGCUCCCCUUGCCCAUGUCCACACCACAACAUAAUCACCAGCAGCAGUUUCAGCAGAACAUGUUGCAGCAACAGCAGGGUAUUCCCGGAGGUUUUAACCAGCACACCAUGUAUCAGUGAGGCAGGGCGGUCCCUGGCCCCACCCACUACCACCCGUCCCCUGUGCCAGCACAACACCAGAACCAGUAUUGUCCACACUCGCGCUACCAGCACUCCUGGUCCACUUCAGGUCCUGUCGCACCCACCAACACAGUGGCUCCGGCAAGACAGGUCAGCUUCCCCCCAGCCUAUGCCUCCUCUCAGUCCCACCAGUGUUACAUCCCCAACUCCGUGCCUCAGGUGGCAUCCUCCCAAAACUUUACCUAUGUACCAUCCUCAGAGCAGGGCACCUCCCUCCCUCAGCCAGUCUAUCAGAAUGUAAGCAGUAACAACUCCCCUCAGGCUAACUGCACCUCAGAUAAUCAAAAGGUGUCCCUUGCCUCUGCCACACUUCCUUCUUCCCUGGGUAUCCCAGGUCCCUCAGGAAACUUCUCAAAGCCUGAGCCUCCACUUCCUGCCCCACAGCAAACCAUAAUUGUUGUGCCAACUUCAGUGGCUCUACAGAAUAACUAUAUCAUCAAGAACCUCCAGUCCACCCCACAGCCUUCUAUCUCCCAUGGCUUUGUGUCCCCACAAGUAGUGGUGGACAAAAGCCCCCCAGCCCCUUCUCCCCUCACUACCCAGGCUGGAACUGACCCAAAGGGUAAAAUAAUCUACUUACCCUCAUAGUAAAAUACAUAGUACACAUAACUAGACCAACGUUCAGGUACAUAACAGUACAGUAUGCAGUAUUCUCCAAUAGUAGGUGUAUACUCAUGUAUUUUAUUACGUAAAAAGUAAGUAAUAACACUCUUUAAUGAGUGCGGUGUGUGGUACAGAGGACAGUGGCUGAACAUUUUUUCAUCCCAUCAGUUUUGUGGGACUAAGGGGCCGACGUAUAUUAACCUUCUCACAUAGUUCCCAGUCAGUGCUUGUGCAGCAACAGCAACAGAUGACAAGGCAUGAGACUACUUUGUCCUGUCAGGCUUUGUCAGACAAGGACCAUGAAACACCACAAGCCUUAUGGGCUGACUGUCAUAUUUUUCAGCUAUUGUAAAUAAUAUUGAAAAUAAUUACAUAUGUUAUAGUUGACAAGUUC